Marmota monax (woodchuck) is the source of this 2096-nucleotide messenger RNA. It is a transcript of the gene C1ql4, whose product is annotated as complement C1q like 4. The transcript has 2 exons. Bases 711 to 1427 code for a protein of 238 amino acids. The record is from RefSeq and is a predicted model, not a curated record. NCBI's taxonomy places the organism in Eukaryota, Metazoa, Chordata, Mammalia, Rodentia, Sciuridae. Gene Ontology annotation, molecular function: protein binding.
UGCCGCCGGGGGAAGAAGGGGAGGAAGGUUAGGGACGCAGAGAGGGAGAGCGAUUGCAGGAGAGAGACGCCAGGCCAGGGCUCUAGCAAAGGCUGCGGCCGUGGCUGGAGGAGGAAGGUGGAUGAGUGCUUUCCAAGAGGUAGAGCGCAAAACCUAGGAGAAGGUCGCGUCCAGUGGGCGCUACCCGCAGCUCAGAUAGAACCCGGGACGUCCGGAGCGCAGGGAGUAGUCCCUGCUCCAGCCAGGAGCGAUUCAUUCUUAUGGGUAGCCUAAGACUUAGACACCGCCAUCCGUGAAAAAGCAGCUCUUUGGAGAGCAGGUAUCCUAGACCUGUAAGAAACCAGCCGUCCAAGAAGCCGUGGAUCUCAGGCGUCCCGGAUCGUUAAGACUGCACAGGAGGGUAACAGAAAACCACGGGUUCUCAACAGUCUGGAGCUGCCCCUGGCCCACCCCACUGGGAGACCUCUGCUUUGACCCACGGUUUGGGGAACGGCACCGUUGCGGCGGGCGCCCACAGGGGCCGGGGAGCCGGGCGCGACCGUCGGGGGGAUACAGACCCAGGCCCGAGCCGGGCCACAGCCUCCUGGGCCCGCGGCGAGCCCCGGGCCUCUGCCGCCAUUGCGCCCAAAAGUGAGGAGGAUUUGCUGGCCCUGGCCGCGUCGCGGCUGAGCCGCCGCAAGCGGGUGGCAGGCGCGGCCGUCGGGGUGGCCAUGGUGCUACUGCUACUGGUGGCCAUCCCGCUGCUGGUGCACAGCUCCCGCGGGCCGGCGCACUAUGAGAUGCUGGGUCGCUGCCGCAUGGUGUGUGACCCGCAUGGGUCCCGAGGACAGGGAUCCGACAGCACUUCUGCUUCUGUGCCACCCUUUCCCCCAGGUGCCAAGGGGGAGGUGGGCCGGCGCGGGAAGGCAGGCUUGCGGGGGCCCCCGGGACCCCCAGGUCCCAGAGGGCCCCCAGGAGAGCCCGGCAGGCCAGGUCCCCCUGGCCCUCCCGGCCCAGGCCCUGGCGGGGCAGUGUCCCCAGCGGGUUACGUGCCUCGAAUUGCCUUCUACGCGGGCCUUCGGCGGCCUCAUGAGGGUUAUGAGGUACUGCGUUUUGACGACGUGGUGACCAACGUGGGCAACGCUUAUGAGGCAGCCAGCGGCAAGUUCACCUGUCCCAUGCCUGGCGUCUACUUUUUUGCUUACCACGUGCUCAUGCGCGGCGGCGACGGCACUAGCAUGUGGGCGGAUUUGAUGAAGAAUGGACAGGUCCGGGCCAGCGCCAUUGCUCAGGAUGCAGACCAGAACUACGACUAUGCCAGCAACAGCGUCAUUCUGCACCUGGAUGUGGGCGACGAGGUCUUCAUCAAACUGGACGGCGGGAAGGUGCAUGGCGGCAACACCAACAAAUACAGCACCUUCUCAGGCUUCAUCAUCUACCCGGACUGAGCCGGGCACCAUUCCCCCCCCCCCCCCCCCGCGCCCCCUUGCUCGCUUACCCUUUCGCUCCAGCCCUAACCCACUUCCUGGGGUCCUACCCAAGGCAACACCCUAUCAUUUGAGAACCUGGCCAUGGCGGGGUGGAACCUCCUGCUCCUGGGACUUGAGGGUAUAAGUGGCUAGGGAGGGGAAGGAAGAGGCCUAAAUAGGCUGACUCUUGGGACUUGAGGGUACAAGUGGCUAGGGAGGGGAAGAGGCCGGGCCAGAGGAGGAGCAAAGCGGCUUAGGGAGGGACUACCCCAUGCACAGGUGGCCAGUGAAAGCUGAGAGGUGUUGGCCCUCCCCUCUUUGCCAGUAGCUGGGAGGCAGCCUCACUAGCAAAGCUCAGAAGCUCUGUCAACUUGUUAGGGAAAGACAGAAACAGGAACCCCUCUAGUGAACAGGGUAGAGGCUGGUCCUCAAUAAUGACAGUUUUCUCUUGCCACGCCAUCUCCUCCUCUCUCAUCUCCAUUUUCAGGCUCCAGCUUUGGCAGCCUUCCUGUUAACUGGAGGAACCAGUGAAUUCUUUCCUCAUAUUUAAAACUCAUUUUGUAUAGUCCCCAUUAUACUCCUCUCUGGGCUAGGCCCUGGGGCUAUAGCUGCUGUUGCCUCUUCUAAUAAAGUAAGGUUGGGGGAUUG